This is a messenger RNA of Epinephelus fuscoguttatus (brown-marbled grouper), 4601 nucleotides long. RefSeq names its product zinc finger DHHC-type palmitoyltransferase 21 (gene zdhhc21). Gene Ontology annotation, cellular component: endoplasmic reticulum; Golgi apparatus. NCBI's taxonomy places the organism in Eukaryota, Metazoa, Chordata, Actinopteri, Perciformes, Serranidae. Gene Ontology annotation, molecular function: protein-cysteine S-palmitoyltransferase activity. Gene Ontology annotation, biological process: peptidyl-L-cysteine S-palmitoylation; protein targeting to membrane. The transcript has 8 exons. The coding region runs from base 114 to 911 and encodes 265 amino acids. The record is from RefSeq and is a predicted model, not a curated record.
GUAUCGAGGAGGUAGCUCCUGUCCAGCCCACAGAGGCUCGGAUGAGGAAGUAGCUAGUUUCACUGGUCCGUGCGCUGAAUAGGACAGCAACAAAAAAGUCUCCCCCAGCAGCCAUGAAGCUUCGACUGCACUGUGUGGUGGACCCCAUGGGCUGGCUGUGUAUCAGCAUGGUGUUUGGGAUCUGGCUCUACAACUCUUUCUUUAUCCCGAAACUGGUUCUACAUCCACAUUACAAUGAGGGACACAUCCCGUGGGCCAUUGUUGUUUGUUAUUACAUAGCAUCAGCGCUCUGCAUAGCGGCCCUAUUCAGAGCCUCCACAGCAGAUCCUGGCCGUCUUCCUGUGGACCCCCACAUACCUCACUCUGAGCGAGAGCACUGGGAGUUGUGCAAUAAGUGCAACUUAAUGAGGCCCAAAAGGUCGCACCACUGCAGUCGUUGUGGUCAUUGUGUACGCAGAAUGGACCACCACUGCCCUUGGAUCAAUAACUGUGUGGGAGAAGACAACCACUGGCUCUUCCUGCAGCUCUGUUUCUACACUCAGGUCCUCAGUUUGUUCACCCUGGUGCUGGAUUUCUGCCAGUACUAUUACUUCCAGCCACUGACAGGACUAGACCAGGAGAAGUUUACAACACGCCAUGAACUGGCUCUGCUGCGGGUCUCGGCGCUCAUGGGUUUGGUCAUGUUUGGUGGCAUGAGUAGCUUGUUUUACACUCAGAUGACAGGCAUCCUCUCUGAUACUACCACCAUUGAGAAAAUGGCUCAGUUCUCAAAUGAAAUAUAUGGCUCAAAGAAAGCAUGGCAGUGGGCGCUAGCUGAAGUUUGCGGCACUCGCUGGAAACUCCUGUGGCUCAUCCCGCUCCGAAGCAGGCAGCCGAUCCAAGCCAGCCACCACUUCCGCACCCACGUGUAGGCUGGUGACACUACAGUACCUCCUGCCUGCACAGAUGGUAGGGGCUGCCAUGAUGAAACACUGUAUACACACUUAAGAAUCCAUCUGCUCGCCUUCACCGUCCUCUUUUGUGCUAUGGGAGCUGGGCAGCAGUCUUGGUUUGUGGAUACUGUAAGCUUUUUUUUUUUUUCUUUUUCUUUUUUUUUUUUUUUUGCCUUUCUCUACAAGGCCCAGACUGGCAGUAAACAGGGUCAAGAAACACCUAAGGGAGUGAUGGGAAAAUGUUGCUUUUUUACUCACUGUGACUGCUACUUUCAGCAUUUGGAAACCACUUUUAAUGGCUAAUUGAAUCGGAAGGAUGGAAGUCUUCACCUGAAAACGGCGAAAGGGACCCCUCUCAGGUUACAUUAACAAAGAGCCUUCACUACUGACCUUUAAUCAGCUCCAGGCAGAUCCAGUGUAUCUAUCAGAAAGGCAUUUUUUGUAUAAAGUUUGUGCCUUGUUUCUUUUACAUAUGUCUUUUUUUGUCAUGCAUGAGCAGUGUUUAUGUGUUUAUGUUUUCUGGUUGGUGAUCCUCCAGUUUGGAGUAUUCUUGUGAUUAGUGAAGGGAUCUGUUGUCAACUGCAUUCCUUUAAAUGGUGAGCAUUUGAUGAUUCAUGAAUGUUUUACUCCGUUGUUCUAUGAACGUUUUAUCUAUGAAGUGAUGUUUUAUGAAGCACGGCCACAGAACAAAGUUCACAACUUGAAUACUGAUAUGUAAUACUUUUAUGACACAUGACCAGCAGGGUAUGAAGAUGUGUAAUAGAAAGAAGACAGUUAACACUUCACCAUGCUGUGGUAAAAAUCAAAAAUCAGAAACAAGUUUGUAUUAUCAAUCUAAGGCUGUAUAUGUUGUAAUCAAACCUGCUGUACAUUCAAGUUGUUUCUCUGAGUACAAAAAAUUCAACAUCAAGUUUAGUAUGACCUGAUCACGAACUGUUGUGAAGCUCCUAUUGAAGACGUUGAGUGUCACAUACUAUGCUCAAGAUAACUUAAAUCAUUAUGGGAAAUACAGUUUUUGGCUUUCUCGCCAGUGGCGCCCCCAAGGGGUGGACCAUGGCCUCCCUAAUACAGUUGCUGCCCCCCCAGUGAUAUUACUGUCUCUCAGAUACUGUGGUGUGUUCAGGAAGAAGUAUCUUGUGAAACCAGCCAACCCAAGGCAUCCAUUGGUACCGGGCAUGUGGGCAUAGCUUGUCAGGAAAAGGCUAAAAAAAAAUGCUCCAAAGGUAGGCUAAAUUUUGGUGAAGGAACAAAUGGCAUGGCCUUUUCAAAGGGGUCCCUCAAACUGUCACCUGAAGAUAUCUGAAUGAAAAUGGGUUUUAUGGGUACCCGCUAAUCUCCCCUUAACUUGAGGUUUGUUCCCAGUAAAUGUCCUUUUCCUUACAAUCAAUGUACUCCUUCAAAUUAAAGUUGUACAUGUCUUAUUGAGGAAAAGGAAAACCAGCCAUUUGGAAGAACAAUGAAUCGCUUAACAUGUGUCCAAACAUAACACAUUAGGGCCCCAAUCACACAGAAAGCAUUUUAGUAGCUGGAGGUGGCUUUUUGUAAUUGUUUUUAAUGAGAAUGGAACCUUUUGCUUGCGGUUUCUGUGUUCUAGGCACUUAGCGUUUUUGCCACAGCGCUCUGAACUUCAGCUCAGAGCAGAAAAGCACCCCGCGUCAUCUCUUUUUCGUCAUCUUUUUUUCCCAUAGUCUAAUAGGAUGGUUUGAGAGGCGGGCCUUUUGUGGUGGUCACGACAACAAGUUUACAGUUGGUAAACAAUGGAGGAGAAACUGGUGAUAGCAGUUGCUGGACACCCAAAGCUAUAUGACCCUAUGUUAGACAUCGGGUUGUCAGACUGCCCCUGAGUCAUCCUAAAAUAUGCCUGGAAAUGGCUAUCAUCGAGGUGAAGCCCAUGGACCAACUGAUGGUACUCCCCGUGAUCCACCCUCUUUAUUUUGGUGUGCCACCACAAGAUUUUAAGUGAACACAGCUAUGAAAAAUUUCUGGGGCCGCCACUGUUUCGUGUCAACAGUAAGAUGAGAGGAACGAUGCUGACUUGCCAGAAAGUGAUAUCGAUCUUCUCAUCUAAUUCUAGCCAAGAAAGCUAAUUCCUGUAAUCCCCAAAAUACAGAACUGUUCCUUUAAAUCAGUCUGUUUAGCAUAAGUCUGCUCUGUCAACCAUAGCACUUACAAUGCAUCGGCACAAAUCACUUUGGAACACGACUUUAAUUUUAUUAUUCUUGAAAAUAUAAUUUGUGAUUUAUAUUUAGCAUUUUAGUGCUGUAUCUGUCAUAGUUAGGUCUUAAAUGUGUCUGAUAUAGUGGCUUUAUAAAUGCGUAUCUUUAUCAGUAAUAUAAGAACUAGCAGAUUAGCUAUGUCGUGACAGUACAGCUAGUUAAAGGUUGACACAACUCUGAUUUAUUUAUAGUGGUUUUGCUGUAUUGCUAUGGUACUGUUUAGAGAUUUUAUCGAAUUCUUUCACGGGAUACUUAAGGAGGAAAUGAUUCAGUGCAUAAUAAUACUGGCAUAGCGUGGUUGUCAUCGUCUAUAAUACUUGGCAAUCCCAUAGCUAAACCUGUACGUAAACAAAGCUUGCCAUGUGUGGGAAAUAUAACAAUAUCAAAGUAGUUUAAGUGCCUUUCUAGGUCUUCUUUUUACUCUCACGGUACAUCAUCAAUAUGUUGGUCUCCAUAGAAACCAAAGACCUGGGGAAAUGUUGCAAUAGUCAGAAAGCAUUCAGUAAAUGCAUGUUUCACCAAAUUUCUGAAGGUAGCGGUUCAAUAUUAUGCACUGAUUUUCACACGAGCACACUGCAUCAACUGCAUCAGUGGUACUCUUGAAAGUCUCCACUUAGAGUUAUUGUGUUUAAUGUGUAUCUGUUUUAUUCAUAUCUUAAAUCACAUCGGUCGCAUCUGCAUGAGUGUGUGUUGAUUGAACUUUGCUCAGUGGUUUUUAUAACUCAGAUUCAGGUUCUUGGAUGUUUGUGUGAAUUAUUAAUGUUUUUAUGUUUUGGUUUGUUUGGUGGUGAGAUCAUUGGUGGGCAGAUCUGUGUGACUGACAUUAAAUACGGGGGCACUGAUAGAUUAUAUUCACUUUCUUUUACAAGUAAUUUUUGAAAGCAAUAAGCAUUGUGUAUGAGUAAAGCCAUCCAAGUUGUUACAACAGUAGUGAAAAUCUGAUAUGUAUUGUGAAGUAUGUAAACUCGAAGGAUGAGUUUCACUUGUUACUCACUUACCAGUGAUUACCUGACUUAAACAUGUGUCAAUACUUCAGUAACUUUAGAGAGGAUUAAUACUACUGUAGCUGCUGUGUAUAGUUUUCCAGUAAAUCUUCAAUGAACAAUAUGCCUCAACACCUCAUGUUGUCAGAAACAACAACAGACAGGCUACAGAGAGUUUGAUUUAACAACAAGAGCUGCAGGAGUCUGAGGUGUGAGCACCUCACAGCAGUCAUCUGGUGUCCCCCAGGGCUCUCAGCUUGGAUCUGUGCAGUUUUGUUCACAUUGUUCAUUUGCUGUUUUUGGAAUUUGUUUUCAAGCUUUUUUUAUCAUUAUUUUUAUUCAGACCUCAAACACUGGAGCAGUUACGUUUUGUGAAUUAAAUUAUACACCAUAAAUAUGUUAUCCAUUUCUUUAUGUCUAGAAAGCCUAUAAAAAUGUUAGAGAACUGUAUUGUGGUUAUAUAAAAUAUA